AGGUAACAGGUCUGCUAUCUGCAUACAGUUGGGUUAUACAGAUUUUUCUAUCUGAAUUCAUCGUGAAUCGGACUCCAGUCCUGUUUUUCAGGAAUAUAUCAUGUCUGUGUCCAUGACUGUUUCAGUUUUAACCUUCUUAUAAUCAGUUGAUGGACUUCACCAUUCUUAUUAUACCAAACAAACAACAAGAUGGCGGCGAUACCAAGACGAGUGCAAAGUGAAGAUUCAGAUAGGCGUCCACUCGUUAAUCACGAGCAUGACACACCACAGUAUGGCACAAUCACUGGAUCCACUGGCUCCGCUACAGAGCUUAGAUUUAUUAUGCUUGGCGGCGAUGAAGCUCUUAUGGCUGAUGCGUGUGACAUAAUUCUUAGGGAAAGAGCAGGAAGAACUGAAAUACAGCACAGAAAAGGUCAUGUAUUUGGCAAAAAGGUCAUUAUGGUGAAAACACCUUCUACCUGGAUGAGUCAGGUGGCAUCAUGCCUUUGCUUCUCCUCAGGAGUCAAAUCUAUCAAAGAUGAGAUGGUAGAUUGUGCAUCUCUGGUCUUUCCUGGACCUCAUGCAUUUCUAUUAGUUACUGACAACAGGAAAGUGACUGAGAAGGAAAAAUACCUUUUAAAAGCAAUAGCUGAAGUAUUUGGCAAAGAAGCCUUAGACUAUGUUAUGUUAUUGAUCAUUGGAAGAACUGAACCGAAAGGGAUCGACAGUGUCAGGAACUACGUGAGAAAGUUUUACACAUUAGAGGACACUGAGCAAAGCGUUCAAUGUCUGUUCAGAGAAACUGAAAUAAUGAUACAAAACAAUGAGUCCACAUUCUUUAUUCAGCCAUCAUAUGAAAACCUCAUGAAAAAGGCAUUUUUAUCAUGGGAAAAAGAAAGAGAUGCUGAAAUACAAAAACAUUAUGCACAAGAGAUGACUGCUUUAAAAGAAAGAUUUAGAACUACUGAAAGUAAUUUAAAGAAAGAAACGGACACUUUGAGACAGUUGAUGCUGGCCACUAUGAUACGGUUAAAUAAAUACAAAGACAGUGAGGAGCAGAAACAGCAAGGGGCUUCAGGAGCUCAAGAAGAUCUGCUGUUCAAAGAAUGUAGCGACACCACCUUGAAAAAUAUGUUUCCUUCCAUCAUUGAUGAUUUUACUGAACGUGAGAAUGCACUGAAAGAACAGCUUGCGGCUUAUAAAGAGACUGUGAGCACCUUGAAGGACAUGUAUUCAUCCUUGACUGAUGAUUAUGUUCAUCAUGACAGUCAGAUGAAGAGUGAAAAUGAGAAGCUCCAAAGAGAACUGGAGCAACACAAACUCAAAGAAAGAGAGUUGGAGCAAAAACUUAAGGAAGUGGAGGACAGAUUAAGGCAGGAGGAAGAUCUGAGUAGAAGAGAGAAGGAACUGGAGUCCAAAGAGGGAGGAACGACAAAGAAAGAGCAAGAAAUCCAAACUACUGGAGAAGAGCAUAAUCUACACAGCAACGUAGAGCUAACUUCUCCUGGGUUAUCUCAAGGACAACGCAGACCUCUAGAUGAAGGAGAAGGAGAGUUCGAAUCACUUGAGUUUGGAAAACCUGUGAGACGCAACAGCAACCAAUUCGCACCACCUGAUAUGGCUGGAAGUGAACAUGGACCUCUAGACACACUCUGAAUGGACAGACUGCAAUUGGAGGGCUUUCAGUUUCCAUUGAUAUCUCACUUAAUUUCAAAAAUAUCCAACAGAUGGCUCAAAAUGUGCCAGAGGUCAAAUAUCAAAAUUACAUGCAUGUGUGAAACACAACACAGACCACAAGCUGGAGGAAACAACAACUGUGCUUCUAUGCAGCUGAUCUUAUUUAAGUGAUGUUAUCAGAGGCAAACAUGCUUAAUCAGGGAAUGAUGAAGAUGUCAUGCUGAGAUACUCAUCUAAAUCAUCCACAGCAUGUUUCUGUAUAUAUGUACAUUUUGAAACUUUUCAUCAUCUUUUUACAUUGUUGUAUAUGUGCAAACAUUUAAGAGUAUUUAAAUCUGCUUUUUAUGUUUCCAUAGUGUUGAAGAGUCAAGGAGAAGAGAAACUACAUAAGUAUUAUAAAUGCAUCUGCUUUAUGAGGAAAUGUAAGAGGAAAAGAUGUGUGUUCCUUAGACGAUUAAACAGCCUUCCUCAAAAGAGUAGUUGAGUUGGCAACUAGAAAACGUAUGAUUCCCAACUGCAUUGAUAAACAUCUGCUGUGAUUUGUUGAGUGCUGUCUUUUUACAGUAACUAUACCCAAACAUAUCAAUGCUCAUAUUUAGCCUUUAUGUUGUACAAGUGCUACUAAAAUCAUUAAAAUGGCAGGUAAGCCUAGAUUCUGAUAUAAUACGUAAAUAUAGUUCUGUUUAGUGAUUGCUUAAUUGCUUGUUAAGUUCAACACCCUAGUUUCAGUAUAUGACACAGUCUUAGAAUACUGCAUAAUAAAGAAUAAGUAUUUCAUUCAAAAUACUCUCAUGAAUGCUGGUCCUGGAAGGUUAAAAACUAUGUAAUGUAGUGUUGCCACCUACUGGAAAAUAUGCCAUGUUGGUCUAAUGGUCUAAUAGCUUCAUCUAGUGAAAGAGAAUAGUAUUACACGCUGCAUAUUUAAAGGGA
Sinocyclocheilus rhinocerous is the source of this 2586-nucleotide messenger RNA. RefSeq lists its product as uncharacterized. Gene Ontology annotation, molecular function: GTP binding. NCBI's taxonomy places the organism in Eukaryota, Metazoa, Chordata, Actinopteri, Cypriniformes, Cyprinidae. Bases 190 to 1635 code for a protein of 481 amino acids. The record is from RefSeq and is a predicted model, not a curated record. The transcript is spliced from 7 exons.